CCUCUGGUUUGACGUUUUGACGGAUAGAGAGCAAGUCACCGUCCGCGUGCUGUUGUGCUUUGUUUACAAAUCUUCCGGAGUUUACACACUUCAUUUCUACUUGUGUUUAUCAACUAUUCAUAAAAUUCCUUGGAAUUUAUUAAUUCUUACAAACGAAUUGUGUGGAGUGUUGGAUUUACUUGGAAGUACAAUACUUGUAAAAGUUUUUUGACUCCAGGAUUACUUCUCUUUGUAUCACUCGUCAAAAGUAUUUAAUUUCCAGUGGCCAUUUUUUCGAAGGGGCCAGCGAUCUGUUUAUACCAAAGGGGACACUACCAGAGAGGAACACGGAACACUGAGUGGGCCAAAGCGGGAUCUUGUAGGGGCCGAAAGGGCCGGAGCUACAUGAACACGGCCCAUGGCUCAGCGAUACGAAAAUGACAUCCCGGCACAUUACCCUGGCUCAAUCGCGGGUAUGGAUGGCAUGUACGAAUCACAUCGGACGUUACCCAACCACCCGGCCCUCCAUCAGGGUAACCUCACGCCAGGCAUGCACCAGUACCCCCCUUAUACGUCCAGUAGUUCAAUGCCGGGGGUCAGUUCGUCUCAGGAUAGCCAGUUAAAGCGAGAUAAAGAUUCAAUUUAUGGACACCCACUGUUUCCAUUAUUAGCACUUAUAUUUGAAAAAUGUGAACUAGCUACAUGUACUCCGCGGGAACCCGGGGUGGCUGGAGGGGACGUCUGUUCGUCCGAGUCAUUCAACGAAGACAUAGCAGUUUUUAGUAAACAAGUUUUAGCACGGUCGGAAAAACCGUUAUUCUCAGCAAAUCAUGAAUUAGACAGUGUGAUGAUACAAGCCAUACAAGUCCUUCGAUUUCAUUUACUGGAACUUGAAAAGGUCCAUGAACUUUGUGAUAAUUUCUGUCACAGAUAUAUUAGUUGUUUAAAAGGAAAAAUGCCAAUAGAUUUAGUGAUAGAUGAUAGAGAAGGAGGAAGCACGACAUCCAAGUCUAGUUCGGACAAUCCUCCGGAUCCUAACGAUGUUGUUGACCAAAGGCCGCCCUCACAAUGUUUGAAUUUUAGCCAACAAGAUGACACCCAAUCCUCACGCUCCGGAGACACACCCAUCACAACUAGUCAAUCAAACACCAACUCUUCACAACACGCAGACAACAACAGUGAAAUAGGUGAUGGGUUGGACAACAGUGUAGGGUCAGGGGAGGGAACUGCUGACGAAGACGCUGAUGGAGACAGAUCAAAUUCAAAACGACAGAAAAAACGGGGAAUAUUUCCAAAAGUAGCAACUAAUAUCAUGCGAGCAUGGUUAUUCCAGCAUUUAACGCACCCAUACCCAUCAGAGGAACAAAAGAAACAGUUAGCUCAAGACACGGGAUUAACAAUAUUACAAGUCAAUAAUUGGUUUAUCAAUGCAAGACGAAGAAUUGUUCAGCCCAUGAUUGACCAAUCAAAUCGUGCAGCCCCUGGAAGCCAUGGUUACAGUCCGGAUGGUGGCAUGGGCUGGCCCGACAACCAACCCAUGGCCCACAUGGGGCCCCAUAUGCUCCAAGGUCGACCUGGCAGUGACAUGUACGACCCUAUGAAGGCCGGAUAUCCUCACAUGGAUGGUUCACAGCGCUAUGACAUGUUAGGUGUUCAGGGUAUGCAUGGUGGAGACAUGUAUGGAGCGCCCCCUGUCACAGGAAGUAGUUCCUACUCACAAAUGUCACAGUUACGUCCCCCUGUUCAUUCGCAGGCCAUGCUAAUACCUGGACAUCCACAUCAUAUGAUGAUGGGCCACGGGGCUCCGGGAAUGAGCCCACAUGGCAUGUCAAUGGGUUCCGCACAGAGCCCACCUCUUCAUAGCAGCAUGGAAAGCAUGGGUGGACAUAUACAGGAUAUACAUGCAGGGUAGGUGUGGUCGCGGUGUACAGACUUGUGCGUCAUGCCUGGCUGACUUUCCUGUCGCCAUACACCGUUGUAUUGUGGUUGUCAAGACAACAAGGACAAACUUGUGUGCGUUGGAGCGUGGCCCUGGGGUUUGACUUGGACUAAGGCCAGUGUUUAUUUUGGUAGUUUUUAACUACUCAUGUCAGUGAUAUGGUGAUUGGCUGUGGUAAUCGAAAGUGACGAACAGACAGAAUCGGACCAGGUCCGGGAAGGGGAUGUAAUUCCAGGCUGUGCAUGUGACAAAUAUCUGUCGAAUGUUAUUGUGAGCAUAAGGAAUAUACGCUACAUGCCAAAUGACGGUCUAUACCUGGUCAAAUCAGCAAAAAGCUAGUCAGUGUCUCGUCUCCUUGUGGAGGAAGAUGGACAGACAGUUGCGAUUGGUGUGACCAGCCGGCGAGUAGGCUGGUCAUAUGGACAUGGAGGGUGUGUAAAGGGCCAACUUGCCUCAGGUCGAACUUAUGAUAUACUAGUCUUUUUAGAUGUUCCAUGUUAUCUGUAUGGGGAUUGGGGAAAAAAACACAAAGAUGCUGAUAGUAUUAUCCUGUUCAGGAAGGUAGCCAUGUGAGACUUGUUCAAGUAUUAGUAUUUAUGAGACUCACAAGUGUCGUGUAGUUUUAGCAAGUCGGAUUGAGUGGUGACACCUUUGAAAUACCUCGUACUGCCAGGGUCGUACCAGUUGUAACGAUCAAAUAUAGAUGUGUUUUUUUGCAAGCAUUCCACUUAUAAAUUAAAAAAAAAAUAUAUUUCAAUUUUUUUCUAGAUCUACAAUUGAUUUAUGUAUUUUUCUGAGAUCCUGUUUCCCCAGUUUUGCGUCUUCUCAUUUUAUUAUUAUAAAUAUAUGUUUUUUUAUAAGUAUUGAGAUAGGAAUUUCACAAUAUUUGUUAUGAGAAGUAUCACAAUAAUCAAUGUCAGUAUUAAAUAUAUAAUGAUCUGUAGAGAAGAAGCAAGACUGGGGAGAUCGUCAGAAAGCUCGUACCAUAUAUACGCAAACAUCUACGGCACUAAUUGGCGGUGCCCAUCAGCAUACAAGAUAAACCUUUCCAGGCCAGGCAAAUUUUUCUGUUUGCCUUGCUGACAUUCGUUUAUUAUCAGCUAAAUCACAAGGUCAGAUGCCGACCAGCAGGAUCAGGGAAGGAUUCCCAAGGUCGUGGAUACUUCUCAAGGUCACUGAGAAUUCAUUCUCAGGAGUGUCUUAAGGUCAGUAGAGGACAGUUUGUGAUUUGCUGCUGAAGAACUAUAUAUAGAUACAUACAUGACCAAAAUUGGCCAAUCAGAUUUGAGCUUUAAAGUUACCUCAUACAUUUUUUUUUUUUUUUUUUUGUUGUAAAAUGCCAUUUUUGAAAGAAUGGUGGUAAUAAUGGUGCAUGUUGGACAGAAGGAUUUGGUGCAUUAUAUUGUGUAUAGUAGAACGGGAGGUGCAUGUGCGUGUUGGUGCUUGGUAUCAAGAGAGCGUGCUAGCGAGCGAGAAUGGCGCACAAAUGACAGCAGAGGAUUUUAUUGUAUGAUGAAAACCUUGAUUUGUUUGAUUUGUAAUGCCUCAUGUGGUUGAAAGCCAAGCUGAAUUGCUGUAUAUCUAAAGCAAUAAAAUAUCAGUGUGAUUUUUGACAUUUUUGUUUCGUGAAAUAUAUAUUUAAUUCUGGUUUUUUUCUGGUUUAUUUUCUUUGUUGCUAGAAAUAAUGAUUUUAUUCAUGAUACAAACUUGGCAUUUUACCCUGCUUUUUUUGGUAAGGAAUACUGGCUGGGAUUAACUUCUAAAGCAUAAUAUUUGAUGUAAUGACUUUGUAUAGGCGUCAUGAUCGUUUACAAUACUGAGGAUUAUGAGAUCAAAUUAUUUUUAUUUGUAGUGAAUCCUACCUGUACUUAGUUGAAGAUUAUCCUUCCAAAGUGAUCAUGAAAAUAUAUUUUGUGUUGUCAUCCUCCCCAAAUGAUUAUCAAAAACAAUUUUUUAUGUUGUCUUUAUCAAUAAUAUCAGGAUCACUUAUGAAAGAAAUCACACUAUUAUACUAUUUUCUGAAGCAACGUAAAAAUCUGUCGCAGGUGCCAUUUUAUAUCGUGUAAGGGACUGUAAUGUGAAAUGCUGGGAUGACAUCGAGAGUUUGAAGAUUAUCUUUUAAUUAAUGGUGUACGUGUUAUUGUUUCCUUUUUUGGUUGAGCCUUGAUAACAAAGGUAUACUGUAUUAUUCAAGUUCAAGUUCAGCAAAUUGAUAAUAUCUAUUACAGAAAUCAACACAGUUUUCGUAAAUUUGAAAAUAAUGUAAAAACUCUUAACAGACAUAUGGAAUACAUUUUAGUUUCAAGCAGUAUUAGUGUUCAAAAAAUCAUGAAAUGAUAUUUGAAAAAUCAAGUGCUGAUGUUUUCUAAUUCUUAAUCAGAAAUUAAUUUAUAAGUGCUUCUAGUAUUUUUUUUUUUUUGUUUUUUUUUUAGUUUGAAGUUAUGAAAAAAUGAUUUGUGAGAACAUUUAAAGACAUGAUAGUUUUCCAAGUGCUAUUGGUGCAAAAAAACAAGUUUAAGUUGUAAGUUUUCUUUUAAACAAGCUGGUUUUUUUUUUUGUUUUUUUUUUUGUGGAUUUUAAUACUAUGAUUUUAGUUCCCAAUGCUUUUUAACCUGUUUCCUUUCCACUUUAUUUUUUUUCUUGCAGAAAAGACCUGAUGUUUUAUACAAAUUUCUGAUUUUAAACCUGCAAUUUUACACCUUUUUUGACAUGAAGGUAAUUUAUCGAGCCAUUGUAUAUUACAAUGUCUACAGAUUUUACUUUCCAACAGUAAGGACAAUCACGGGCAAUUUCACCAAAAACUUGAUAGUGUAUGGUAUGCUUGUUUGAGAGUGAGCGAGACUGUGAGAGAUGGGUGUGGCCAAUGGGCGUGGCUGUAUGUGAUGGGCGUGGCCUAUUGGCCAGGAGAGGGCUGGAAUAAUUGUCAGUAUUAAAUGUUUGCAUGGAAGAUGUGAGAGGAGUGAUUGUCGCCAAGCUUGGAGCUUAGUUCUUUUGAAUUUAGGGAAUUUUAAUACGAGAUUGUCACAUAUUUUGAGUAAAAUUCCAGAGAAAUAAACUGUUGUAAUAAAA
This is a messenger RNA of Ylistrum balloti, 4987 nucleotides long. RefSeq names its product homeobox protein Meis1-like. The transcript has 13 exons. The coding region runs from base 398 to 1891 and encodes 497 amino acids. Gene Ontology annotation, biological process: embryonic pattern specification; positive regulation of transcription by RNA polymerase II; positive regulation of cell population proliferation. Gene Ontology annotation, molecular function: DNA-binding transcription activator activity, RNA polymerase II-specific; RNA polymerase II cis-regulatory region sequence-specific DNA binding. Lineage: Eukaryota; Metazoa; Mollusca; Bivalvia; Pectinida; Pectinidae. The record is from RefSeq and is a predicted model, not a curated record.